AGCAGUGUGCAUUGAUAUCAAAUACAGAACCACUUGCUCACAUUUAACCCGCGCAGGUCCCUCCCGUCCGAGGUUAACCAAAAAGUACUGAAACCCGUCUCCCUGAAAAUAAUACGGCUAGCAUUGAAAAAAAUUGCGUCUUUUAUGGUAAAAGUGAAAGCAUCACAACUUGUUUACUUCUCCCAUGUAGAUACAAUGUAAAACUCAAUUAUUUCCCAAGCUGUGUGAGUUUUCGUCAAAAAAAAAAAAAAAAGAAUAAGAAAAUAAAGUAUUGGUUCCAGUGCAGGGUCACGUGGAAAUUUAAUACCUGGUUUCAUUAUUUUACAUGACACCGGCUAUCGCAAACCAGCUGAAACUUGAUGGUCCUCAAAUAGAAACAGCAGAAACGUCCAAACAUGUUCCCAGUGGUCCGACAAUGUCUCUUUCGCUAUUUUCUCGUCGCUUUUCUUAUAAUCUUUGCCAUCAUCAUGAUUUUAGGAUUCACCAUGCUUAUCACUGGAGAGGAGAAGGUCUUCAUCAAUGAACCCAUGGUUUUCAAAGAAGUUGACCAUCAUAAAUUAGGCUCUGCAGAUGCUCUUCAAGAAAACAUUGCUCACCCAAUUAUACUGUGGUGGACUAAAUUCACUGGGGAACAGUUCAAUGUUUUCAAGUGCAAGAAUGUCACUUGUGUGUUCACUGAAGACAGACAUUAUAAAAAUCACCCAAACACAAAGGUAAGUGGACCGAAUCAUUUUCUUCUGUUCAUUCAUGAUCUCCUUUCAAAGUAUGGAUCAUGUUGGGCAGUUUGUUUGUUUGUGUUUAUAAUAAUUACAAUUCUAUCUGGUUUCUUUCUUAAUUAUUUCUUUGUUUACAAUUUCAGUUUAGUUGACCCAAUCAAUGGAAUGUCUCAUAAGGACUUUUACAAGCUUAUUGCUAAAUAUAAGUUUGCUUUUUCAAUGGAAAAUGGAAUCUGUGAUGACUAUAUGACUGAGAAACUGUGGCGCCCUCUUAUGGUUGGAACUGUACCGGUAAUUCUUGGCUCCAGCAAAGUUAGAGAUUUCCUCCCUCAUGAAAAGUCAGCUAUUAUCAUUGACGACUUUGACACAGCAGAAAGUCUGGCUAAAUAUUUACUCUACCUUAACAGAAAUGAUGAAGAAUAUGAGAAAUAUUUACAGUGGAAGAAGACUGGUAUCACCAACAAAUAUCUAAAGGAUUUGAUGGCUCAUCGAGAAUGGUAUUCGUCAGAUGAAGGGGUCAUGCAGUACAAUGGUAUUAGCUACAUCGAAGGCUUUCAGUGUUUUGUUUGCCAACGGAUACACAAGAAUAUGAGACUGGAAAAAGAAGGGAAAAUGCCUAAAGUAUACCAGGCUACGUUAGAACACUAUGGCUGUCCAGCACCAAUCCAAUUUAAUGCUCAAAGUCAAAGAGUUGAUUCUGAUAAAUGGAAAUACGAAUGGCAACAUCAAAAGAUGAUUGCUGAAAAAUUGAGACACUCUAUAGAUAAUGGUAAUAAUUUUACCUGGAAAGAUGCUAAUAUUUUCUUACACAAUUAAUAAAGUUAUUUAUCUACCAUCAAUCACUACAGUAUACACAUUCCUUUAAUAGAAACAAAUACACAUUCCUUUACACUGUGUACAUAUAUAUACACUUACUCUACACAUAUUUUUAAUAACCCAGGCAAACAACGUGUCGAAUAUCCAGACUCUGCAUGUUCUUCAGUUAUACAUACACACAAACACGUACAUACAUAUGUAAUGAAUGUAUGUAAUCAUACAAAAGCACACACAUACAUAUACAGAAAUAUAUAUCUCUUUAGACACAGGCACACACAUAUAAUCUAUACACACAGACAAUCAAAAAUCCCAUGUACACUUCAUCCCUUUCAAAAGCACCAUCUAACUUUAUAAGGAAAACCUUGACAACCAUUUGAACUUUGCAGAGAUGGUAUCAGACUGUCGUGUCUGUAACCUUUAAUGUCUCUUUUUCAAACGUCUCAUGAUACCUGCCAGUCUUCACCACCUACGUUCACCAUCACCAUCCUCUGCUAGAUACUUAGUGGGGAGGAGAAUCUCGUUACAUAUAUUUUUGUUAUUUACUCUUACAGAUAUUGAGGAAUUAUCAUCGAUCUAUCGUGUGGGGCCGUUAUUACAGCACUUCAGUGUUGUGGUAAGGGCCACUGCUAACCUUGUCUUGUUUCCAUCUUGUCUCAUUCAUAAUUUCAUCGUGAUGCCAUUUACUUAAUAUCAGACAAUACACUUCUGUUAGAAUGAUGCUAUCAACUCUGACGGAUUCGUUUAUCUCUUAUGGUUUAAAAACCGACAUAUAGCCCAGGGUGAGGUACUGACUGCUUAAAAGCUGUGCAUGGAUUGUUGAGGAGAGAGAUUUUUUGGGGGGAGGGUGAUCUGGAUUUUUGUUAGGGUUAGGGUACAGCAAUGUCUAGAGUCAUGAUACAGGUAGGAAGCUGAGAUUUACUAAUUCAGGAUAAUACUUAAAAAAAUUUUUUUUAUUUGUUUCAGUUAUUGAAGUGUGGCCAUGCUAGAAUAAAAACCAUCUUGAAGGUUUUUAGUUGAAUAAAUCAACACCCUUACUUAUGUUUUUUUUUUUUUUAAUGUCUGUUACUUAUUCCAUCAGUCUCUUUUGCCGAGCCUCUAAGUUUUGGGAAUGUAAAACAAACCGGCACUAGUUAUCGAGCAAUGAUGGGGUGGUAAACACAGACACAAUGACAUACUCACAAGGCAUUGGUCAGCCCGGUGAUGUAGUAGAAGACACUUGCCCAAGGUGCCAUACAUGUUCUACUAUAAUAAUCAUUUCAAAUUUUGGCAUAAGACCAGCAAUUUUAGGAUUAUAGGAUAAGUCAAUACCAUCAACCUAGUAUUUGACCAGUACUUUAUUUUAUUAGUAUUUGACUGGUACUUGAUUUUAUUAACUCUGAAAGGCAAAGAUGACCUCAGUGGGGUUCGAACUCAGAAUGUAAAGAAAUGUUGCUAAAUAUUUUAUCCGACACAUUCUGAUUCUGCCAGCCUAAUAAUUUUGAAAAAUUAAUUAAACGAAGGGAGUGUAUUUCAUUAGAAAUAUGCUAAUAAGAGAGUUAAGUAAAGAAGGGGAGAAAGUUUAUUUUUUCCAGCAGAUCAUGUACUUAAUAGAAUUGUAACUUAAAUUAUGUCAAACAAAAAAACUAAAGUUAAUUAAUCAUGAACUUAAUUCUUCAUCACUAAUCUUUCUGAAAUACAGUAAAUAAUUUUGAAUUCACUGAUUACAAGUUUUUAAAGUGUUAAUUUGGAAGAAUUAAAGAUUUUCUAAUUUUAAAGAAAAUUUGAUAUGAUGAACUAUGUUUGAGAGCAAUUACAGAUCUGAAUGUUCACGUUUCAUCUUACUUCAAUAUCAUGUUAAAUGAAGGGGAAUAAGACAAGGUUAACACUUUUUUUUUUUCCUUUUUGACUUUCCAUGAAAAAAAAAAAAUAUGAAGAAAAUAUAAAUUCAGUCUUCCUGAAAUUAGGAGGUCCAGCUUCUAAAUAUUUCAUCAGUCCAACAACACCCAUCCUUGAAAGUAAACUGCUGUUCUGAAGAAGAAAAAAGUUUUUUUUUUUUUUUUGGUUUUAUUUGUAUAUUAUGUAUAUAUGUGUCUGUGUAUGCAUGUGUAUAUAUAUAUGUGUGUAUAUAUGUUUAUGUUUAUGUAUGCAUAUGUAUAUGUAUUUAUGUGUGUAUGCAUGUAUGUAUACAAUGUGUGUGUGUAUGUAUGUCUAUAUAUAUAUAUGUAUAUACGUAUGCAUGUGUGUAUUAUGUAUAUAUAUGUGUAUGUAAAUAUGUAUAUGUAGAUAUGUAUAUGUAUGGUGAUGUAUGUGUAUAUAUAUAGCAAACAUGGAUAAUUUUUGCUCUUCUCUUCUGAAUCCCAAGUCUUUUUAUAUUGCUCAUUUGUACACAUUUCCGACAUGUGCUAAACUUACCAAUAACACUCAUUUAGUAGACAUUUCAUUUCGAUUGUUACUUCCAAAAUGUUACCUAUCUUAUCGUCAAACCAUUUCACUCGUCAAAUCCUACAGUUCUCUGCUUAUUACCUACCACCGAGAACUCUAAAGGUUGACGUUCUCAUCCAACACAUCUAUAUUGUUCCUAAACGAUUAAACAAAAAAAAAACCAAAGAAAAAAAAAAGGCAAAAAUUUUAAAAUGGAGUCAAAACAUUUUCUAUAUUGCACUUGAGAAAUAUGAGAUACCUCCACAUGGGUCAUGUGUUAAAUAUUGCAGCUACUACGAAAUACAGAUGUUACAUAAUCAAAAUAACUUUUAAAAGCUAUUUGGUCAGUUUUGACAAAUCAUUAUGUUCUGAUAUGAACCCCUUGUUUCCAACUGUUUAUAUAAAUAAUGUCUCUAGGUUAUGGCUGUGACAGCAUGAUAAUGCUUCCAAAAUGAUCUAAACUUCCUUGCCUCUCUUUAUUAUUAUUAUUUUUUUUUUACCUUUAUUUUCCAUGUCUUUGUUUCAUGCAGAGACAUUCAUGUAGAUGUAUUUGUUCUUGAUUAGAAUUUUUUUUUUUUUUUUAAACUUAAAACAAGCUAUGUCAUUUGAGCUGAAAUGAAAUAAAAUUUCUUUGUUAAACUA
Molecule: messenger RNA, 4574 nt
Organism: Octopus bimaculoides (California two-spot octopus)
Lineage: Eukaryota; Metazoa; Mollusca; Cephalopoda; Octopoda; Octopodidae
Product: GDP-fucose protein O-fucosyltransferase 3
Cellular component (GO): membrane
Molecular function (GO): alpha-(1->3)-fucosyltransferase activity
Source: RefSeq, a predicted model, not a curated record